This is a messenger RNA of Solenopsis invicta (red fire ant), 5213 nucleotides long. RefSeq lists its product as uncharacterized. Gene Ontology annotation, molecular function: protein binding. The transcript is spliced from 6 exons. NCBI's taxonomy places the organism in Eukaryota, Metazoa, Arthropoda, Insecta, Hymenoptera, Formicidae. The coding region runs from base 1353 to 4130 and encodes 925 amino acids. The record is from RefSeq and is a predicted model, not a curated record.
UUCGAUUUUCAUACGUAUAUUUUCGGGAACAAGGCGAAAGAAUGCCUUCCCAAAGAGAAUCUACUGAAUCAGCUUAUCGUGUUGUAAGAGAUCAGCACUUUUUUGGCCGUCUCAUAAAUCAGCGCUCUAUAUUGUACGUAACAUGAAGGUGUUCCUAGCAAUAAUUUAUCGUCCGCCUGAUCACAUGUGAGAUUAGUAGGAAAUGCGUGGGCCACAUCGAGGUGUUCCUUAAACGUCAAUGUUUCGUGUAGUCUACCCGCGCGGCCUACGUUUUUAGAUUAGCGCUUCUGGAUGACUGGGCGAAAUGUACUGAUAGACGUUCGAUUCGCCGGUGGUAGGGGCUUUUUUUCUGUAACGAGAGAAACCAGAUUUUUCCCGACUGUAUCUCUCCAGAAGACACCUUCUAUCCGUGCACCGUUUUCUCGUUUUCUCAGCUCGCCAGUAGCCAUGGCGGAUUACAAGAUGGUCUAUGGUGUAGGAAUUGCAUAGAGAGAGAGAGAGAGAGAGAGAGCGCUUUUUGCUCGGCUCAAGGCCUCGGCGAGAGAUGUGAAUGAAUCUAGAACCUGUUUCUCUCCCCACAGGUUCUUCUCACACUUGCCCGACUUCUUAGCACAGAGUCGAGCGAUACGCGAUAAUUUUACUGAAGAUAGCGUUACCAGCGCUUUUUGCCACGUCCGGAUUUAGUAUACAUUACAGCACGGUGCUCUUUGCGGUGUUUCGUCGACAUUUUAGGGAGUCGAGACCUUUCUUCUUUUAUUUCCUGCGAACGCCCGGUCAUAGAGUUGUUAUCAGUUCCGUCAAAAUAGGCUCGCGAGUUAACGGAGCUCGAGGUCGGUUCGACAAACAAAAGAUAGAAGCGCUAUUAUCGUUCGCGUUACUAUUAUUGUCAUGCAACGUUAUCAUUAAUAUAAUUAUUAAAGGGAAGAAGCAAAUGAAUAAAGAGAGUGGGAGAGAGGUAAAGGGAUUGUAUCCCCGUGCAGGUAGCGCCACAGGCAAUCGGUGCUCUUGUGAUACCGGCAGUUUCGAGCGAGUCCUGCCGGUGAACGUUCGUGCGGGCCGAGCGAGCGGGGCUUCUUCCCUCUCGUCGACCGGUGGCAGAUAUCGGUGGCAUCGUUUCUCGAGCUACCUCGGGAGCUUGCCUCCAAAGCGGACCGUACUAUACGGCCAUACAGCAGUGUCGUCGACCGUUUUGCUUUAUCAGCACGGUUCCGGGUUCGCGGGCGCGCGGUUAAAUUAAGAUCGGAAUCGAGAUCGGAUUGGAGCCGAUGACGCAUCGGAGCCGUUUCAUCUGCAAGACCAUGUUCGCGCGAUCGAGGGGCAAUAACUUCCUUUGAUCGAAGUACACUUUUGCGAUGCGUCUAUUCAAACGUUAUACGGCCGACACGAGCCCGCAGCUCGUUUCAGCUGUACCUAUACCUCAAGACGCGGCUACGAAUAAUGCUGAAAGCAAUGCGUCUGAGAAAUCAGAGAAGAAGUCGAAGACGGACGACAGAUUGGAAGGUACUCUUCCGGUCAAAGAAGACAUCGAUACGCAGAAAGAAUCGACGGACUCUUCCUCUAUUUUGACUCGUAAAGGAAUUUCGACAUGGGGACGGAAAAUGGGUCGACGAUGGGAUCAAAUGAAGAGAUCGGACAGCUCCGAAUUACUUUCGGUGCCACGACGACGACGACGGUGGAGCCCACAUCGGAAAAACGGCUACGACGAAAUGUCGAACGAGAGCGAAAAUGGAAAUAGUGAACUCCCGAGACCAAAAAGAAUUCCCAGAGUAGAAUCGCUGAGAAACCUUUUUAGGACCGGCGGCGAUCAUUCUCUUAAUAACAAGAGUUCUACGAGAAGUGCGACGAUACAAGAGGAGGAUGCAGUUCUCGAUGUUAGCCAUUGCCCGAUGGGUAAAACUCUCAGUGAAGGAGCGAUCAGAAAGAUCCCGUUUCUAGGUACUUGUCCAGAGAAUUUCGACGAUCGCGAGCUUGCUGGAACAGAUCGGGAAAUGUUUCUCCGCCAAAAGAAAUUGCAGCUGAGUCGCAGCAUACAUGAUCUUCAAGAGCAACAGCGAGUUUUGGAUUAUAUACUCAAGAAUCACGAGAUCCUGAAGACGCGUCAGGGUGACAUGCUCACGAGAGAAACGUUGGAGAACGUUGGAACGAGCGCGAAUGCAAAGUCUUCGGGGGAAGCAAAGAGUCGACGAGCGCCUGAUCCUCAAUCUGCUGGUAAUGCCAGUGUCAAUGAAGCUAAAAGAAAUUCCUAUCCUCAAGGAUUAUCUUCCGGCUCGUUGACUGGUCUGGAAGAUCUGCUGAGCAAUUUGCGCAUAGGUUGCGACGAAAGCGGUUACGAUUCGGAUAGCACGCGAGCCGGCGCGGAUUCGCCAGACAGUGAAAAAUCGGCGGUACCUCCUUUGUUGAAGCCACGCAGUUUCUCGAUAACGUCCGACGAUUAUCGCGGCAUUGACUUAUCGCUGUUUGGUGGUAUCUCGCGGAAAAAAGACACGAAUACUGUAAUCGAACCACGUACGUCGGAAACGUGUGUCUCGAAGAUCGAAAAGGUCAAAGAGGCAGAUGCCGCUAUCGAUACCGUGGCGAACAAGCCUUUCUGCAACGAUUCGACCACAACCCAAUGUACCGUGAUAAUGUCAGAGGAUGAUGACACUGACAGCUGCGACGAGGAUACUUUUGCCGAUUUUCUAGAAUACCAACCGGAUUUAAUGAGAGUUAAUUUUAAGACGGAAGUAGAUCUUUUGCCAAAGACUCGCGAGGAUCUGAGCGCAGCAUCCACGAGUUCUGCUCCGUUCAGUGAGGAUUUAACGAAACUCCAAGGGACAAACCGUAACGGUCUUGGUGUUACAUUCCAAUGUGACCACGCUGAUGCGCGCGGCAUCGAUGAUGUCAAAACGAAAGUCAAUAACGAUGAAAGGAAACUCUGUGCAACGCCGGAAAAUAAUAUUAACAUAUCUCAAAUAGCAAAAUUUCAGAAUUUACUGAAGGACAAGAAAUUUAAAAAUCGAAAAUGCUCGAGUCCAAGUGUAUUACAUCUCUUGGAGCAUGCCGCGUCCCCGUGCAAAGACAGUCCACCGGCUAGUAAAAUCCGUUCCUUAUCUGAUGCGAUGACUAACCCUUUACGAUAUUACAGUCCAAAGAGAUCACGUUCCACUCUAGAACUUGAUACGUUAGAUGUGAUGAGAAACGCGGCGAAGAAAAACAUCUGCGAACUCUCAGUUCCUAUCGCUUCCGUUACUAAAUCUGUUACCGUUGCUAAUAAAAUCUUAAUACGACGUGAAUUGAAAACCAUGAAGCUGACGGUGAAUCGCACGGCGGGUCUCGGUAUUUCGGUUGAACGUUGCGAGGCGGCCAGGCCAUUCUACGUGAUCGCCAAGAUGGAUUCUAACGGCGUAGCGGCUAAGUCGAAGCAAUUUCGCAUCGGCGACGAAGUUGUCCGAGUCUGCGGACGUAGGAUACGCGGCAUGUCAAUGACGGAGGCGCGAAACGCUUUGCGGAGUUGCGUCGGCACGGUCGAGCUGCAGAUCGCGAGAGAACCGAAUCCGACUUUUGGUGAGGAAAUUGGCGACACGUGGGGCAACGCCUUGACGCGAACGCGAAGCGAUCCCGACGCGUGGAUCUCGAAGAACAAAAGAAUCAAUCCGUCAGCUUCCUCCGGCGACGCGUCAUCUUCGACGAACGCUGGAAUCCCUUGCGCCGUUGACGACGCGACUAUCAGACUUCAAAAGAUGACGGGUAUGAAGAAGUUCCAGGUCGUGAGAAAACGGAGCGCCGAGGCGCCCACCGUUCGACGAGGAUCCAGUUUAUCUAUUGAUCUGCUAACGAUCAUAUUGGAAAAAGGCGCGCCGAAGAAAUUGGGUUUUUCCAUCGUUGGCGGCGUGGACAGCAAUAAAGGACGCAUGGGUAUCUUUGUAAAGGAUAUUAUGUCCAGUGGACAAGCUGCGGAAGAAGGUACUCUGAGAGUGGGAGACGAAAUUUUAGCGAUCAACGGUUCCUCAUUGGAUGGACUAACGCAUGCCAAGGCGUUACAGAUGUUCAAGAGCGCCAAACCUGGAAACUUGAUACUUCAUGUCGCUCGAAGAGAUCCAACUCAUAAACGGUUGUGUCACGCAAACAAUGCAGUUAAAAUUAACAUUUAGCUAUUAACAUGAUAUGUCACACAAUCAAAGUCGUAUGAUUGCCUUGACAAAUUAACGAAGUCCGCCGACGAAUAGAACUUGCCAUUUAUGGUUGUUAUAUUAUUAAUCUCGCUUCUAAAAACGUAAUUAAUUAUUUCGAGAAGUUAUGAAAUUUGUUAUUAGGUACAAUCUCCUAAACUUUCUGGGUUUACAAAGUUAUAUCUCUAAAUAUUAAAAAUUAAAAAUAAAACUUUUGAUAUAUUUUACGUUCUAAAUAUUUCAUGCAUUUCGGUUAGCAUCUUAACUUCCUUUCGAUAAUAUUUUGUUUAUAAAAGGGUGUACACAUGUAGAUCAUAUUUGAACUCUAAUUGUGAUAUCAAUCUAUUACUUUUUCUAACGGAUAAUAUUCGUAACAACUUUUCUUCUAAUAAAUCUUUUUGAUUACUAAGAACAUUUUGCAUUAUAUUAAAUAUGUAAUUUGGAUCUUGAAUUUUCUAAAUAAGAUUUCAGAGAUAAGAGCAGUUCGUAUUUAUAUUUUACUUUUAUAUUUAAUUAAUUUAUCAUGUCCGGAAAAAGGACGAAAGUAAACUUUGCAGAAUAAUUAUUAAAUUAUAUCGCAUUGAAAUAUAUUUACAUUGAAAUAUUUCUUCUUCGGAGCAUAUCUAUUUAGAUAUGAACGUUACACUUUAACGUUAAAGAAAUGAUAAGUAAAAUAAUGAAGUAGAAUUAGUUAACAAUAACGAUAUUGUGCAGCUUCAUAACCAUGUCCUGUUAGAUGUGGUAUGCUAACAGUUUGGAAUAUGGUUUCAUUUAAAGUGUCGUGGGAUUUAACAAAUGUUUUUAUUUAAAAAUAUAUUCUUGUGUAAACCUACAUGAACAUUAAAAAGUUAGUUAGUUGCAUCCGAAAGCACGAAAGUCACCAAUUGCAUUUAUUUACUACGAUAAUUAGUAAGUUUUGUUAAGUUAUUUGGUUAAGAGACUGACAUUACGAAUGUCUACCUGCAAAAUGCUGUGAUAACGAUUAUAGUCGCAUCGGCUGAUAUUAUACGAGUUGUAUAUUUAAUAAUAAAUGUGAUUUUGUUAAAUGAAAACAUAAAUAGCAAA